AUGCAGCUUUUCGUAGAGACCCUUUCGGGCGCCCCGCUCACACUCAGCGUCGCGGCGGAUGCCUCGGUAGCUUCGGUUAAACAGGCCGUGGAAGAUGUCGAGUACAUCCAAAACUUCCGUCUGGUCUGUGCCGGCAAACAGCUUUCGAGCGGUUCACUCGCUGAUUACGCUAUUGGCGAGUGUGACACGCUGAAAAUGUUGCUGUCUGUGAACGGUGGUAUGCGUGCCAAGUGGCGCAAGAAACGUAUGCGUCGUCUUCGUCGCAAGCGCCGAAAAAUGCGUCAACGUGCCAGAUAA
Peronospora farinosa is the source of this 297-nucleotide messenger RNA. The record is from the annotation of a GenBank genome assembly. Lineage: Eukaryota; Oomycota; Peronosporomycetes; Peronosporales; Peronosporaceae.